This is a messenger RNA of Colius striatus (speckled mousebird), 2077 nucleotides long. It is a transcript of the gene REXO4, whose product is annotated as REX4 homolog, 3'-5' exonuclease. Gene Ontology annotation, biological process: rRNA processing; DNA catabolic process. The record is from RefSeq and is a predicted model, not a curated record. The coding region runs from base 96 to 1361 and encodes 421 amino acids. The transcript has 8 exons. Gene Ontology annotation, cellular component: nucleus. Gene Ontology annotation, molecular function: 3'-5' exonuclease activity; nucleic acid binding. Lineage: Eukaryota; Metazoa; Chordata; Aves; Coliiformes; Coliidae.
CCUGUGCCGGCCCCGGCGUGGCGGGAGCGGUAGCCCCGGCCCGGUUGCCAGUCCAUCCCCACACCCGCGGCGGUCUCGCUGAGGGCUCGGGCCGCAUGGCGAAGCAGAGCCCCGCGGAGCCCCAGGCGCCGGGGCCGGGUGGCGCGGCUCGCAGCAAGGGCAGGAGAAGGAGGAGGAAGAGGAAGGUCCGGGGCGGCCGCGGGGAAGCGGCGGCGGGGGAUGCGCCGAAGGGCCCCGGCAUGGCGGCGGCCACGGCCGCUCCCCCACGCAGCCCCCGGGAGUUCUCCUCCAACUGGAAGGCGCUGCAGGAGCUGUUGAAACAAAAGGCAAAUAGCUCCAACGGGCCCCUCUCUACUGGGCAAACACACACCAAAAAGAAGCAUCCAGUCAAAGAGGGAAAUAACCAAGAAGUCCCAGCUGUCAGUGGAAAUGGGAAUGUAGUAAAGAUCAAAUCCACAAAUAAAAUGGAUGGUGGUUGUGCUAAAGACAGUCCUCCUUCAGCUAAGCCAAAACCCAAGAGGGUUGCAAUGGAUAAACAUGUAAAUGGCACCAAAAGUGAUGGAAAAGAUGGCAAAGAAAAAAAGAAAAAAGGCAAGAUUUUAAAGGAAAAAGAUGAUAUAAAACAUAAGAGGAGGAAAGCUGAAGAACAUGAAGAGCAGCAACCCAAAGAGGCUGACAUCUGGUUUGAUGAUGUUGAUCCAAAUGAUAUCGAAGCAGCAAUAGGACCUGAAGCAGCAAAAAUUGCUAGAAGAAAUCUGGGACUUGAAACAGGCCCAUCCAAAAAGUCUGUGGAGCAGGUGCUGGUUAAAGAAAAGGCUUUUGAAGGGCUGACACGAGCUGUGGCCAUGGACUGUGAGAUGGUGGGUGUGGGACCCAAGGGUGAAGACAGCAUCGUGGCUCGUGUGUCCAUCGUGAACCAGUUUGGAAAGUGCAUUUAUGACAAGUAUGUGAAGCCCACAGAAGAGGUGACUGAUUACAGAACAGCUGUCAGUGGCAUACGCCCUGAGAAUAUAAAGACAGGUGAAGAUUUUAAAACAGUGCAGAAGGAGGUUGCUGACAUCUUGAAUGGCAGGAUUCUAGUUGGACACGCUUUGCGCAAUGAUCUAAAGGUUCUAUUUCUUGAUCAUCCCCAGAAGAAGAUACGUGACACACAAAAAUACAAACCUUUCAGACAGAGAGUCAAGAAUGGACGGCCAUCAUUGAAGCUGCUCUGUGAGAGAUUGCUAAAUGUCCAAGUGCAGACAUCAGAGCACUGCUCGAUUCAGGAUGCACAAGCAGCUAUGAGACUGUACACCCUGGAGAAAAAGAAGUGGGAAGCUGCUGUUAGGAACAAAUCUAACAAGAAAAAUGCUAAAACCUGAAUGGUUUAUCUGCAGCAUUUGUUGGUUUCGUGUCACAUUCCAGGGCAAAUGUAGAGAAUUCAGAACUGACAGCAGCUACUUCAUAAAAAACAAUCAAAAGACAAUAGUUCCUACCCUGGGACAUACAAGGACACUUAGUGUCCCCUUUCAGGAUGGUACCUACACCCAAUGCCUGCUACUGUGUUUAAACAAGACUUGCAACAAAUGUCUUUGUCAAGUACACUAUCAGUUCAGUUUCCACAAAGGAAAUAUACACUGAAUAAGUUUCAAAGGUGUUUUUAAAUUAUGAUAGAUGAAGGAAGAAGCUGUCAUUGCUUUGCUGAAACUCCCAAGACUAAAAUCUUUAUUUCAAGUACUUGAACGUCUACAAAGUAAGGCAAAUUGUGAAUUGUUGCUGUUAGUCCUGCAGUUGUGGAACCUAAAUCAACAAAACAAGUUUAUAUGUGAUUAAUGGUCCAAUAUUAAUCUUACUGGUGAGAACAAUCUUUUAAAAUAGUCCUGGAGGAUCUAAGCUUUUAUAUCUGAACCAGAAACAGACAAGUCUUGUUCUUACACAAAAAGCUGUUCUUUUACUUCCGCAGUUUCAAAAGUGUUGCAUCCACAAGGGUCACAAUCUCCUGGGGAGAAACGUGAGAAUUGUCAAAUACAAGAGUACCUUCACUUAUUUUUAUAUUCCUUUAUUAAUAAAAAGAUUGUGUCAGCACAGGCCUUUAAAA